ACGCUAAUAUUUAUAAAUUUAUAUAUAUUUCCUGAUGAUUCAGGGGGUAGUUUAACUUUCCUGCAAUUGACAUGAAAUACAUGUGCGCCAGCGCAACGAACCCAUCAUUUUUAUAAUUCCAUGAGUAAAAAAAAUAUAUAAUAUAAAAGCACAUUGUCAUCAUUAUAAAACACUACAAUUUUAUAUUAAUACGAAAAUAAAUAAUAGUUUGAAUAGAUAACACACAAGGCUAUGAAUGAAGACCAAAUUUUGUCAUUUCGAGAUUAUAGUGGUGUUGCUACUGUCUGUUAUUCCUUGGCCAGGACCAUCUGUUUUUAAAAUAUCAUGCCCCCGGGAUCGUGCUUCAAUGGUUCGACGGAUCAUACAAAAGAGAUGGAUACCGAUAUUAAAAAAGUACCAGGUAGAAUUACCAUUGGAAUGUCCAUUUCAUCAAAGUCGAGAUAUAUUUUAUCCUCAACAAUCAGCAAAAUUUCAACACAGAACAUCACAAUGGACAUGUGGUCUUUGUGGAAAAUCAUUUUAUGCAGAAAAACAUUUAGACACACAUUUCGAUAGCAGACAUAAAAAUAAUGUCAAUACGGCAGAAGAUGCAAUAUGUUUAGCAAAUUAUUGUGAUAUAAUGCGAUGUGAUGUAUUGGCAGUAACUGAAUAUGACAGUAUAUUGACAAAUGAUCAAACUGGAUCAUUAAUAACUGACAUACAAGUUUGGCGUGAACAUACUGAAAGUAAAAUGACACCAUUUAUAUCAUGUGAGUGUCGUGAUUUGGCAAGAGUACAAACAAAUAUUAAUAAUAAUAUUAAAACAGAUAAAUCAGUUAUACCAGUUGGUACAUUAUUUCAUCAGCCAAAUCAUCAUAAUCAUCAUUAUUAUUAUUAUUAUAAUAAUCAUCAACGACAUUGUUACAGAGAUGAUAAUGAUAAUGAUGGUGAAAAUAAAAAAAAUAAAAAAUUAAUUAAAAAAAAUAAUGAUAAAACAAGAAAAUCAAAUUGUUAUCCAAGAGAUGCUGGACCAGAUAAUAAAAGUAGUGCAUGUGAUAAUUCUAAUGAUGAUGAUGAUGAUGAUGAUCAUGAUGACGAUGAUAGACAUAAUAAUUAUGAGGAUGAUGAUGAUGAUGAUGAUCCAAAUCUUGUUGAUACCACUUUACCACCAUCAGCUGAAAGAAGAGAAAAAAAAAGAGAAGCUGAAAUUAGAAAAUUAAAAGCUAAUUGUAAACCUGAUGAACUUGCUAAACUUAAAAUUCAAUGUGAAAUAUUGGUGAGAGAUUGUAUUGCUGGACUACUUACAAAUUUAUCAGUAAAACAUUUUCAAGAAAUUGAAGGUGAAUUAAAUAGAGCUGUUUGUUGGUAUUUAACUUGUGAUAGAUAUUGGGAAGAUACAAAACGUAAUCAACGUCAUACACCUUGGUAUCUUCUUGUGACAUUUUUAUUUUUAUUAUCAUCUGGUAUAUCAGCAUGUUACUAUGUUGUUUCACUUCUUCUAAGUUCAGGUGAUGAUGAUUGCAUUGAUGCAAUUGAAGACAAUCAAGAUUAUCGUGAUAGACAUAAUCUACCAGUAUUAUCAUCAUCAUCAUCUAUUAAUGAACAUCAAAAUGAUGUACGUCAUGAUAAUCGAAGAAAACAUGAUGAUCAAGAAGAAAAUAGACUUGUUCCAACUGGUGAUAUGCCAGAUCAUUAUAUCUACGUAACUUAUCCUCCAGAGCUCAAACGUCGACUCAUUGAAAGCUGUUACAACAGAACGACAAGGUUGUAAAAAAACAAAAAAAAAAUGACAAAACAAAUAAAAUGAGAACUUCUUGAUAUUCUUCAGCUCAUAAUAAUAUUUUGUGCAAAUAAAAAUGAAAAACAAAUCACUAUUUCAUACUUUUCAUCAUCGUCAUCAUCAACAAGAACAAAUAACAAUUACAAAAAAAAAAAAAAAAAAUCUUGAUUGAUGAAAAAUCAGGGUAUCUAAAUAAUUUUCACCACACACAUACACACAUACACUCUUUUUCUUUUUCUCUUUGUCUUUGUCUUUGUCUUUGCCUUUCUCUUGUUUAAAACUUUAAAUAUAUAUCACAUUAAAAGUUAAAACCAAUAUGUCAUUUUCAUGGCACCAUCUGAAUCACGUUGUGUAUCCAUAACACUUGUUUGUCUCAUGAGUAAUCUACGUGCAGCUGUUGUUGAUAAUCCACGUGGUUCAUUUUGUUGUUCAAUUGAUGAUGACUGUCUUCUAACUGAUUGCAUUUCCAUUGUUUGUUCACCAGCUGA
Aphidius gifuensis is the source of this 2247-nucleotide messenger RNA. RefSeq lists its product as uncharacterized. The coding region runs from base 236 to 1750 and encodes 504 amino acids. Lineage: Eukaryota; Metazoa; Arthropoda; Insecta; Hymenoptera; Braconidae. The record is from RefSeq and is a predicted model, not a curated record. The transcript has 8 exons.